ACAGAUACUUGUAAGGAGGAGAGAAGUCAACCUGGCAGAGACACUCUGAAAUGAGGGAUUAGAGGCCAAGAUCCAAGGAGCAAGAGCUGCAGCCAGAAGACAAAGGAGCACGCCCUGAAGACACUUCUACUGAGAGGUCUGCCAUGGCCUCGCUUGGCCUCCAACUUGUGGGCUAUAUCCUGGGUGUUCUGGGACUGUUGGGCACCGUGAUUGCCAUGCUGCUCCCCAGCUGGCGAACGAGUUCUUAUGUGGGGGCCAGCAUUGUGACGGCAGUUGGCUUCUCCAAGGGUCUUUGGAUGGAGUGUGCCACGCACAGCACAGGCGUCACCCAGUGUGACAUCUACAGCACCCUUCUAGGCCUGCCCGCCGACAUCCAGGCUGCCCAGGCCAUGAUGGUGACCUCCAGUGCAAUCUCCUCACUGGCCUGCAUUAUCACUGUGGUGGGCAUGAGAUGCACAGUCUUCUGCCAGGAGUCCCGAGCCAAAGACAGAGUGGCGGUAGUGGGUGGAGUAUUCUUCAUUCUUGGUGGCCUCCUUGGCUUCAUCCCUGUCACCUGGAAUCUUCAUGGGAUCCUGCGGGACUUCUACUCCCCAUUGGUGCCUGACAGCAUGAAAUUCGAGAUCGGAGAGGCUCUCUACUUGGGCAUUACUUCCUCCCUAUUCUCCCUGGUAGCUGGAAUCAUCCUCUGCUUUUCCUGUCCAUCCCAGGGAAACCGCUCCAACUACUACGAUGCCUACCAGGCCCAGCCCCUCGCCACCAGGAGCUCUCCAAGGCCUGGUCAACAACCCAAAAUCAAGAGUGGGUUCAACUCCUACAGUCUGACAGGGUAUGUGUGAAGAGCCAGGGGCCAGAGCUGGGGGGUGGUUGGGUCUGUAAAAAUCAGUGGACUGCCCCCCCACCCCAGGACUAAAGGUGAGGGACAUUGCCACUGGAUCUUGUCAGAAGGUGUUGCUGAGGAUAGACUGACUUUGGCCAUUGGAUCAAAUGAAGGCAGAGCUGGUGUAACAGCGUGCAGGUUGAAUUGUCAAGGAUCAUUGCCAAGCCAGCCUUUCUGUUUCCCUCACCUUGCCCCCCACCUGCUGAGUCCCCAACCCUCAAUUCCAAAUCCAACCCCCUUCCCUUGGCCAUGCCUCAGAGGCUCCUCUCUGCCCUUUUUGUUUACCUGGGAAUCCAUCCCAAAACCCAUGAAUCACAUCCCACUGACUGACAGUCUCUGUGAUCAGGGACCCUCCCUCUGGCUAAGGUUGGCUCUUAAGCUCAUUGCUAGGGAUUAGGGGGAAGAAAGAGUGAUGGCUUUAAGGGUAUGGCUCUAACCACCUUCUUAAGCCUCCUUCCAAAGAAACUGAUUGGCCAGUAAUGGGCUCUGGAGCCUCCUUCCCCCUCCUGUUAUGACUCCCCAGUGUCCAAGACUGGUUUGUGCAUGAAUUGAAAUAAAGCCGUCCCAUGGUAUCCAGGGAAAGGAGAGCAAAUAAGCACAGGAUGAGAGCUAGAGAAGGCAGCCUGGGACCAAAAAAAGACCAGCACAACUGUCCGAGGCAUUUUCCAGAACUCCCUCACACUUCUAGGUCAGAGAUCAGACCUAGGCUGAUGGCUAGAGGAAAGCCCAAGGGAAGAAGAUAUGGUGGAAAGCAACAGGCAGCAGCAGACUCUGACUCCACUGAGGAACUGCCUCAGAAGCCACAGCCUCAACUUUGACUGAAGGUCCUGCCUUCCUCGGUGGCACCUGAACUGAUCUCCUGCCUAAAUGACAAGGCUAAGGAAGGGCCCUAGACAUUGGUUUCCUUAGGAACAGGAAGCCAGUUUUUGCUAGAGAUGCCCCUUGACUGGGGGUUGACCAUGUGGGAGCUAUGAGGGGCUGAGGAAGAUACUACUCCUUCUCAACACUGACUGAGAAAGAAUAAGAACUUUGGUAUCUAAGAAGCUGAAUGGACAUGUGUGGUGGCUCCAGUGGGUAUUUGUGCUGGGCCAGAGAGAGGCAGCUUCCCAGAGAGUCUCUAGGCCUCAUGGAAAAUCAGCUCAAAGGCUGAGGUCAGGCCCCUUGGAGUCUACCCACAGAGCACUACAGAGCCUCUGAGAAACUAUAGUAGCAUCAGGCCCCCUGUCACCCUUCACAUUCCCCCACCCCUUCACCAGACCUUCCAGUGUUGCUAGAGGACAUCUGAGGGCUCUGACAUGGAAUAUCCAUGCCCAAGGUGCUGGGCUCGUGAUCUGACUGACAAAUGAUCUGUUGCCUGGGACUACAGUUGAGGUGGGAGAGUAGAAAAUGGUUCCCAGGCACAGUUCCAGCUCCAAGGUCUGAAAAUGCUCCGUUUCUCCUGGGGUAGGAGUUGAGGUAAUAAACAAACCAAAGGCAUUUUUUCCUCACUAGCCUAAGCAUGACCAGCUUUUGAAAAACUCCAGUACCCCGCCUCAAACUUCAGUGCCAACAGAAGGGGUCCAUUCAUUAUGACUAACAUUUCUUUCACCUUUCUACCUUCUUGCUUGUGUUCAAGCUGUUCUCCCAACCUGGAAGGCCCUCUCUCCUUAGCCAAGUCCUCACAUGCUUGGAGAACUUGCUCAGCACCACCUCCUUCAUUGAGCCUUCUCUGACCACUCCAACCCUCCUCCAGCCCUCAAUGUAUGAAUUGCUUAUUUAAUGCUUAUCAUUCACAAUUUUUGAUUGAUAGUUUUCUUUUCAUGUGUGUCUGUCUGAUCUCACAAGUACACUGUAAACUCUGGGAGGGUGGGGGGCCAUGUGUUAGACCUCCCUGCACCCUCUCCCCAGACUAUCUGUAGUUGGGUAUACAGUAAGUGAUCAAUAAACACUUGUUGA
Choloepus didactylus (southern two-toed sloth) is the source of this 2812-nucleotide messenger RNA. RefSeq names its product claudin 2 (gene CLDN2). Gene Ontology annotation, biological process: calcium-independent cell-cell adhesion; bicellular tight junction assembly. The transcript has a single exon. Gene Ontology annotation, molecular function: structural molecule activity. Gene Ontology annotation, cellular component: bicellular tight junction; plasma membrane. The coding region runs from base 144 to 836 and encodes 230 amino acids. NCBI's taxonomy places the organism in Eukaryota, Metazoa, Chordata, Mammalia, Pilosa, Megalonychidae. The record is from RefSeq and is a predicted model, not a curated record.